GCGCGAGCAGAUGGAGCAGAUGAAGCAGCGGAUCGCAGAGGAGAACAUAAUGAAAUCCAACAUCGACAAGAAGUUCUCUGCGCACUACGAUGCCGUGGAGGCGGAGCUCAAGUCCAGCACCGUGGGUCUCGUUACCCUGAAUGACAUGAAGGCCAAGCAGGAGGCGCUGGUGAAGGAGCGGGAGAAACAGCUGGCCAAGAAGGAGCAGUCGAAGGAGCUGCAGCUGAAGCUGGAGAAGCUGCGAGAGAAGGAGCGGAAGAAAGAGGCCAAGCGGAAGAUCUCUAGCCUGUCCUUCACCCUGGAGGAAGAGGAGGACGGCGGCGAGGCGGAGGAGGAGGUGGCCGUGUACGAGGAGGAGCUGGACAGGGAAGAGAUCACCACAAAGAAGAGGAAAUUGGGGAAGAAUCCAGACGUGGACACUAGCUUCUUGCCUGACCGAGACCGGGAGGAGGAGGAAAAUCGGCUCCGGGAAGAGCUGCGGCAGGAGUGGGAAGCCAAGCAGGAGAAGAUCAAGAGCGAGGAGAUUGAAAUCACCUUCAGUUACUGGGAUGGCUCUGGGCACCGGCGGACAGUCAAGAUGAAAAAGGGCAACACGAUGCAGCAGUUCCUGCAGAAGGCGCUUGAGAUCCUGCGUAAGGACUUCAGCGAGCUCAGGUCAGCAGGCGUGGAGCAGCUCAUGUACAUCAAGGAGGACUUGAUCAUCCCACAUCAUCACAGCUUCUAUGACUUCAUCGUCACCAAGGCGCGAGGGAAGAGUGGACCUCUCUUUAACUUCGACGUUCAUGAUGAUGUGCGGCUGCUUAGCGAUGCCACCGUGGAGAAGGAUGAGCCGCUGGGAGCCCUACGACCCCGAGAAGAAGUGGGACAAGUACACGAUCCGGUGAUGGGUGGUCGUCUGCUGCCGCCAGCACCCCCGCCCCAUGUCUUCAGGACUGCAGGCGAUGGCUCCCCUCCGACCAUGCAACCAUGCGACCACGUCACCCCGUGGCGCUGUCACUUUUUUUUUUGCAAUAAAGAAAUGCACACGUUAGAGCUGGAGCACCUGCACUGUGAGAAAGUGUGUCCUGUUUAAAAGCAUAUUUAUUGAAAAAAUUUA
This is a messenger RNA of Galeopterus variegatus (Sunda flying lemur), 1096 nucleotides long. RefSeq names its product family with sequence similarity 50, member A (gene FAM50A). Gene Ontology annotation, biological process: chromatin organization. NCBI's taxonomy places the organism in Eukaryota, Metazoa, Chordata, Mammalia, Dermoptera, Cynocephalidae. The record is from RefSeq and is a predicted model, not a curated record. Gene Ontology annotation, cellular component: nucleus. The transcript is spliced from 13 exons. Bases 11 to 1072 code for a protein of 353 amino acids.